UUGAUCAGAGACAUCCCAGCAGAAUAAAACGGAUUGCUUUUUCUGGUGUUGAUUUCAUUCCAAUAAAUGAGCUAGUCUGUGCUCAAAGAAUAAAAUUUACUGUAUGGAAUUAAGGAUUCUGCAUUCUAUAAGAGAGAGGAACGCUGUAUCGGUGUAGAAUAUGCAUGAGAGAACUGACAAAAGUGAAUGACAGUAUGGAUAUGAAGUGAUAGAGUCAUUUAUGAAAAGUAUACAGAACUGAGUGAUUUCGCAAACAAAAACAAUGGCUAAACUUCAUCGAUUUUUAAAACUGAACGAUAGAUUUGAUUCCCAAGUGUUCACGUUCCUUUUACCAAGUAAGCUGGUAACGGAUGAUAAUCCGGAUACAUACACUAAAGACGUUGUGUAUGGUUAUCAUAAGUGGACCGCCUACUUCAUACGUACAGAAUUACAUCUUGGAUGUUUCCUGAAGUUGCAGUCAGCAUGUAAUGGGAUGAAAUGUCAGAUCGAUUUCUCAUUUACGUUACUAAAUAGAGAACACUUUACAAGAAACGAGACAUUUAUUGAAAAAGGGUGUGUAUUUACUACCGAGUCCAGUCAACACGGUAGGAAAAAUUUCGUCGGUCUCAAUGAUUUAUUGGAGAGAGAUUUCACACAAGUGUCUGGUGAUUAUCUCAUAGAGCUUGAAAUGAGGAAAAUAAACUGCUCAUUUGAAUGUUAUGUGAGAAUACCCCGUGAAACACACUCGAGAUAUGCAAGCGAUACCAAGUUAGAAUCAUCAUAUUUUUCAUACGGUCUGUUUGACUGGAGUAUUUCAUUGUAUCCGAAUGAGGGAUCUGUUGAGCAAGAUGAAAAUAUUGCUAUGCAAUUACACCGACAUACAAGCUUUGAUCAUAUAUGCAAUGUUAGGUAUUAUGUGUCAAUAGGCGAAAAUGGUGCCUUUCAAUCUGAGGAAUUAGACCAGCUAGUUGACAUCGCAGGUAACGGAGAAGUAUACAUCGUGAAUGGUUCACUAAACCAGCUAACAAAAGGGAGGUCUUCCCUAAAAAUGAAGAUCACUAUGGUAUCUGUUGUAUCAAUUAGCGAAGUGACCUUGAAUGUAGCCGGAAAGUCAAAGAGCAGGGCACAUCUUUAUGACAGGGAUAAACAAGCGUGGCUUAUGGAGGCAGACACAACUGGUAAAACUUUGUCAUUCCGCCUGUACUAUACUGAUAUCACACAUGUGCCUAGAAAAUACAGCCGCUAUGUGUGUUGGAACAUACUUGUCUUAACUAGAUACAUUCCUGAGCAUAAAGUGAAGACAAAUUAUGGCCCUUUUGCCAAAUAUUAUGUCCAACAAGACCUGGAUGAAGGAUACAAUAUAAUGACAAGUAUUCCAGUUGUUGAGCUACAAGAUGAAAACUGUUUAUAUACUGAACCAGAUGAUCCAAGGAUUACAGUACAUAUUGAAUGGGUUGACUCGCAUCUGUUGUCUCAACCGAAUUACCACGCGUAUGACGACAUUGACAAACUUCAGAAACAACAAAUGAAGAGAGAAAUAUUGGCUUUGCAAUCUGAAAAUUUUGUGCUUGAGAAACAACUUCAUAGUUAUCAGCAAUCUAUCGCUAAGACAACGGAGAAAGAGACAGAGAAGGAGAAAGAGAAAAACCAUACACAAAUAACGCAGCCAAAUAACGUUGUUGACAAAAUUCAGUCUCGUGAAAUCCGAUACAAUGAACGAAUACCGUCAUCAAUUCCCUCAGAAAGGAAGAGUUCGCGAGACGAAAGUGGUUACUAUAGUGACAGAACGUCUAGUUCUUAUUACAAUGAAAAGAUGGCAAGUAACCUUACGGAUAAACCACGAAAUGACAGGCCGAAAAAUGAAAGCAGGCGAAGUAGUUCCUCAUCCAGGGAUGGAAAAAGAGAUAGAAAUUAUGACAGGUCAAAUUACGAACGAUCUAAUUAUGACAGAUCAGGCUACGAAAGAUCGAAUCCGGAAAGAUCAAAUUAUGAUCAUGUUAACCAAGAAGGAUCAGGUUAUGAAAGGUCCUCAAGCGAAAGAAUAUCUUACCGGUAUAGAUAACGCUUUGUAUAAGUAAGAAUGGGAGGCAAUAUCUUAUGAAAAAUAUAUUCAUGUUUUCACAACACUUUCUAUUCCAUAUAUGUAAUGAUAUAUAUUAACUUGUUUAUCACUGUAAAAUUUCACUACCAAACUAAGACCCUUUCUUUAUAAUGAAAGGUAUAACACAUUUAUUGUACAAUUAGGUAAAACAAUAUUCAGUUUUUGGACUGGCGAGCGUCAAAUCGCAAGACCAUUUUGUUUUAACCAUAAUGUCAAACUCGUGCAGUCUACUCUUUCUGCUUUAAUCAAGCUGACCGGCCCGGAACAAAAACGCCAUCAAUGCCAGGGUAGGCAUUUAAAUAUAGUUCCAAAGAGCGUAUUUCUUUUACAGAAUUUCUGUGUAUACAUAUUUUUAGUGUGGAGAGAGACAACAAACGUCUUAAAGAUACAAGUCCUGGACAUUCAUAGACUUGCUUAUGUACCUGUUAUAGACUGACUACCACAUUCUUACAGACUAAGAGUGACAACUUUGUACUUUUUUAUAUACUUUCACGCCUCUCAACUAACAACAAUUAGCAGUUUGAUUCUUCUUUUUUCUUUUGUUUUUGAUAUACAUACAUAUAUAUGCAUAUGUUUUUUGCACUCUUUUUUACUCCUUAAACGCGAAUGAAUGCACAAAUAAUGAUUAAAAUAUCAUUUAUUUAUAUGGCUGGGUUUUACACCACAACAACACAAUAUUAUUCAUUUUACAACUUUCCAACUUUAUUGAUGGAAAAAGAUUUCAGGUGUCCUUUCGUUCAUUAUUGCUGGCUGAAACGGGUACCUGCAUAAAACCACCGAAGUUCCAUAUGCUAGCUGGAUAUCUUCCUUACAUAAAAAAGUUCAAAGUCUCUGGCAGGAUUCGAACCCUCAGCGGGGAGGGGCAAUUGUAUAAAUUAUCUAAUGUGUAAGAACAUAUAUUUAUGCUUGCUUGAGUAAAAUAAUUAUCUAUCAAAAACAUUUUGGUGAUGAUACAUUCGGAUAAAGAUAUUAUGAAUAUAUUUUUAGGAGAAACCACUUUAAAAUUUCAUGCAUUAAAUAACGAAAUUGUUAGAAUGAAAUCUUCUUUUGGAAAAAAUUAGAAUGUUCUACAUGGUCAUUUUCAGUUUAAACUGACAGAGAUUUAAAAAUAAACUUGGUUAAAAUCAUUUAAUUGAUCGUACACAUUCUAAAUUCACACUAUUUUCUAUUGAAAGCAGUUCAGACUGUAUCAAAUGUCGAUAGUGAUGAAACCGAUAGCACAUCUUUCUGUACUUUUUAAGUGUUCACAUUGAUUUACUUAUGCAACUGUUUAUUAUAUAAUGUAUUUACUUUCACUGUUAUGAGAACCAUCUUUCUCUACGUCGUGAUAACUUACUAUAGCAUUGACAUCUGCUGCAAAAACAACACACAUACCUUUGCAAUCUAUAUUGAAUGUUUGCACCGCAGACAAUAUAAUAGCGUGUGUAUAUAUAUACAUGUAUAAAAAAGUAUGUUUUGGGAAAUGCAGAGUACAAAGUUCGUUAUUUUUUAUACGUUUAUUUCUGUUAGCGCUUUCAAUGUUUUUUUUAAAUAUCUUCAGACAGUAACGUAUAAUAUAAUUAUAACAGAUAUAACAAUGACGUAACGUUAUAAAAGUGCGGAUAUACAUGUAUAUAUAUUUAUUAGAUUUAUAAUGAGUGCUUAGUAUAGACUAUGUUUAAUGUAACAUGAUGUACAAUAUUAUUAAUGUAUUUUGUGGAUAAGAUAAUAAAAUAUGCAUAUACAUGUACCACAAAAUAAUAACUGCAUUCCUAAUACUGUUUUAGUUGUCAUAUUAAUAUUUGAAACUGAUAAAAUAUCAAAUACAAUUUAUAUUCAUUUGUUGACACGAAAUUUUGUGCAUUGUUUAUUUGGAGUGUAUCAUUCUUAAAACAAUUUCAACGUUCUAAUUUGUUUAUCCGUGAUAACUUGUAUUGUUAUUGUUAUUCAUAUUUACACAAUUAACUAUUGAAUUUAUAUCAAAUAAUUAUAUUGUAAGAGUUAUUUCUUCCCACAAAAAAAAGAGAACUGUAUCUGUUAAGUUAUGAUAAAAUGUUAUAUUCAUGUAUAAUACACUAAAAUGAACUCUUUGACAUAUAAUUGGAUAUGUUCAGAUAAUUUCAAACAAAUACAUGAAUAUAUCAUGAUUAGAAUCAAAUAUUUCUAACAAAAUAUAUACAAAUAAUAUAAACAAACUUUUCUUUGACUAUUGUUCGGGCCGAAAAAGAAGAAAUAUUUCUUUCUAUGGAAACAAUGAAUAAAGACAGCAGCCC
Molecule: messenger RNA, 4332 nt
Organism: Ruditapes philippinarum (Manila clam)
Lineage: Eukaryota; Metazoa; Mollusca; Bivalvia; Venerida; Veneridae
Exons: 7
Coding region: 263-2041 (592 amino acids)
Molecular function (GO): protein binding
Source: RefSeq, a predicted model, not a curated record